Molecule: messenger RNA, 7898 nt
Organism: Microplitis mediator
Lineage: Eukaryota; Metazoa; Arthropoda; Insecta; Hymenoptera; Braconidae
Gene: arr
Product: low-density lipoprotein receptor-related protein 6
Exons: 4
Coding region: 426-5288 (1620 amino acids)
Molecular function (GO): protein binding
Source: RefSeq, a predicted model, not a curated record
CAGCAUCUGAGUCUGAGUAUCUCUCACUCAGUUCGUGCCGAGCAUGGCAAUGGGCAAUUGACGCUUCACUUUCUCGGUGGUUAAGAGAAGCGUGAUUGUUUAUUUUGUUUUGUUUUGUUUUUUUAAAUUUCAUUAUCAAUAAUAAACCAGUUGUUAAUAAAUAAGUUCUGUUAAUUAAACAAGUGAGUACUAUAUAAAUAAAUAUAUAUUUAUAAACAACAAAACUCGCCGGAGUAAUGCAACGAAUUUAUUAUUGUUGUUAUCCAAUGACAGUGUUGUUCACUAUUUAUAUUAACGUGACAUUUAUAAGUAAUAUAUGAUUUUAUCAAAGAAGAAUAUUAUUUAUAAAAUAACUUAUCACUAAAGGAUAAUAAUUAACAAGAAAAAGUAAAUGCCUGUCAUAGAAAUGUAUGUGAAAAACGCAAAUGCCUUACGGGUUUAGAAUGGCUCUGGGGAAAUUCUGGGGCGCCCUCGCUGCCUACAUCAUCUUGUGCACUUUCGCUGUAUCUUCAACUUUUGGGUCUCCACUGCUGCUAUUCGCCACGCGGAAAGACAUACGAGUUGCAAAUGUAUCGCGUAGCAAUAAAGUCGGGCUAAUAGUGAAAGACCUGACACAGGGAGCAGCGCUUGAUUUCUUUUGGGAGAGACGUCUCGUCUGCUGGUCUGACAGUGAGUUGGAGAUAAUCCAGUGCGUGAAAACAAAUGGCAGCACUCCUGGUGAAAGGUUCACUGUAAUAAACUCAAAAUUAUUGAAGCCAGAUGGUUUGGCAUGUGACUGGUACACCGGGAAACUUUAUUGGACCGACCUCCUGAAGAAAACAAUCGAGGUUACGAACAUCGAUGGCGAGCCGCAGCGCAAAGUUUUAUUUUGGACUGAAAUAUUUGAACCGCGGGCCAUUAUAUUGGUGCCGAUGAGAAGUCUUAUGUUCUGGACAGACUGGGGAGAUUCACCAAAGAUUGAGAAGGCAGCCAUGGACGGUGACCCUGACUCCCGAGAGACUAUUGUCCAUGAUGACAUUUUUUGGCCGAAUGCACUGACUGCUGACUACGAGAACGAGUUACUUUAUUGGGCUGACGGCAGAUUAAAAUUCAUUGCCGUGGUCGAUUACUCGGGGAAAAAUAGAAGAACGAUAAUAAAAGAGGGCGUUGAUUAUCCUUACGCCAUUACGUUUUUUGAUCAGAAAUUGUAUUGGACAGACUGGUCCACCUGGUGCAUUCAUUCACACGAUCUUCGAUCAACCGGCAGCCAGUCACAUCCCCGUGAAUUACUUCAUGGCGAAUAUAUACCAGGAGACAUCGAAGUCUGGGAUCCCAAAAGACAACCUUACGCUGAUAAUCCUUGCAGACACAACAAUGGAAAUUGUUCCCACUUGUGUUUAUUAAGUCUAAGAGCUCCUGGUUACACUUGCGCCUGUCCUACGGGAAUAAAGUUAAUAAAUAAUUUAACUUGCGCCGAUCGUCCGGAAAAUUUACUGCUGAUUGUUCAGAAAAAAGAAAUGUCCCGAUUAUCUUUGGACUCGCCAGAUUAUACUGAUGUUGUUUUGCCACUUACUGGUAUAAAAUGGGCCAUUGCAGUUGACUUUGAUCCAGUUGAUGAAAUGUUUUACUGGACAGAUCAAGGCGCCCAUGCAAUAAGAAGGGCGUAUUUAAAUGGCACCGGACAAGAAGAUUUGAUUACUAAGGAAAUAAUAAAUCCCGAAGGUAUCGCCAUUGAUUGGAUCGCCAGAAAUAUGUAUUGGACAGACUCAGAUAAAGACAGAAUUCAAGUGGCGAGAUUGAAUGGCACCAAUAGGAAAGUAUUAAUAAAUGAGGAUUUAAUGAAUCCGAGAGCAAUUGCCGUUGCACCACAACUCGGCUGGAUGUUCUGGACAGACUGGAGUGUAAAGAAACCUAAAAUCGAACGAAGCAAUCUAGAUGGUAGUGAAAGAAUGCUGAUUAUUACCAAAGGAAUUUCUUGGCCGAAUGGAAUAGCUUUGGAUCUUGACAGAAGAAAAGUUUAUUGGUGCGACGCUAAGACAGACAAAAUCGAAGUGUGCAAUAUGGAUGGAACAGAUAGAAGGGAAAUAAUUACUGAUGAUCUUCCUCAUCUUUUUGGCUUAAGUAUUUUGGGAGAUUAUUUGUACUGGACAGACUGGCAGAAACGAAGCGUUGAACGCGCGCACAAGAUCACUGGAGCUAACAGAGAAAUUAUAAUGGAGCCGAUUCCAGAUAUUAUGGGUGUCAAAGCACUCAAGUUGGGAAAAACUCAAGGGACAAAUCCUUGCGGUAACAACAAUGGCGGCUGCAGUCAUCUUUGUUUAAAUAAACCGGGAAAUAAUUAUAUCUGCGCGUGUCAAAUUGGCUAUGAAUUAAAAAAAGACAAGAAAACUUGUGUGAUUCCUGAUGCUUUUCUUUUAUUCUCUCGUAAAGAUAAUAUUGGAAGAAUAAGUAUUGAGAAUGCAAACAACGAUAAUAUUAUUCCUGUAACGGGCGUUAAAGAUGCUAGUGCUUUAGAUUUUGACAUAUCACAGAAUCGAAUUUAUUGGGCAGAUGUUAAGUUAAAAACCAUAUCACGUGCCUUUAUAAACGGCUCUGAAGCUGAAAAAGUUGUAGACCUAGGCCUUGAGUCACCGGAAGGUCUGGCAUUUGAUUGGAUAGCUCGUAAUCUUUACUGGAGUGAUACCAGUACUCAGAGAAUUGAACUAGUGCGAUUAGAAGACAAUAGCAGGAAGGUAUUGAUAUGGCAAGAUCUGAUAGAGCCGCGUUGCUUGGCUCUGGAUCCACGGCACGGUCACAUGUACUGGAGUGAGUGGGGAAAAUCGGGGAGCAUUGAAAGAGCAAAUUUAGAUGGCUCUGAACGUCAAGUCGUUUUAUCGAGUAUCGGACGGACUCACGGACUGACAAUCGAUCACGAAUUAAGACGACUCUAUUGGGCGGAUCUCCUGACGCCUGCUAUCGUAAGCUACGAUCUUAAGACGUCAAAUCGUAAAUCAGUAAUUACACGAAACAUCGUCUAUCCAUUCAGUCUUACUCAGCAUCUGGACUAUAUUUACUGGACAGACUGGAAUACUGGUAACGUUGAACGAGCAAAUAAAACAACUGGCGCCAAUCGUACUAAGAUUCACGAUAAACUCGAGUCAGUUACCAGUAUUCUUGUUUUUCAUGAAUCAAGACAAGCUGGCUCCAAUGGUUGCAAGAUAAAUAACGGAGGUUGUAGUCAUAUUUGUAUUGCGUUAUCUGAUACCGAUGGUAAUUUUUCACAUUCUCACAAGUGCACGUGUCCGACACAUUUUAAUUUAGGAUCUGACAAUAAGACUUGUAUUGCGCCGAGAAAUUUUAUGAUUUACAGCACGAGAAAUCUUAUGGGAAGAUAUUUACCAGACGCUGAUGAUUGUCCGGAUGUUGUUAUGAAAAUUCAAGGUCUUAGAAAUAUCAAGUCAAUUGAUUUAGAUCCAAUCACCCAGCAUAUUUAUUGGAUCGAUGGUCGGUCUAUGUCAAUACGUAAAACUCUGGAAAAUAGAACGCAUGCAUCAGUGAUUAUUUCCGGAGGAAAUGGAUUUCAUCCUUUUGAUCUGGCGCUUGAUCCCCUCGGGCGGCUGCUUUUUUGGUCCUGCACAACAAAUGACGCGAUAAAUGUUACGCGACUUGACAAUGGAUCGGCUUUGGGUGUUGUUGUGAAAGGAGAGGGUGAAAAACCGAGAAAUAUUGCAGUACAUCCUGAAAAACGUCUGCUUUUUUGGACAGACGUCGGAGAAAAAAUGAAAGUUAUUCAAAGUGCGAUGGAUGGUAAAGAUCGUAUUACAAUUGCUACGGAUUUAAAUCAGCCGACAAGUUUAGCCAUUGAUACGAUAUCGGAUCUUAUUUUUUGGGCGCACGGACAUCAAAUAGAAGUUGCCGAGCUCGGCGGCAACGGGCGUCGGGUUUUGAUAUCUAUUGAUGAACUAGGAGCAAUAGCGUAUCUCGCUGUCUUCAAUGAAUACAUCUACUGGUUCAAUCGCGAAUCACAGAUAGUGGAACGUGUAAACGUUACGUCGGGACUAGAAAGGCAAUCGGUGCUCAAUCGUUUAGUCACUGACUUUAUAACAGUAAGAACUCCGGAGGAUCUAGUUAUGGAAUCUCAUGUUUGCAGUCCAUUUCAAGAUUACGGAGGCUGCUCUCACUUUUGUAUAGGAACAGAAUCACCAGCAAAAUGUUCCUGUCCUCAGUACCUUGUUCUCUCUGAAGACAGAAGAGUUUGCAGUGCUGUGUCAGCUUGUCGAGCUGAUCAUUUCACUUGCGCUGAUUCUGGCUCGUCAAUCGCAAAUGAUUGCAUUCCCGUAUCCUGGAAAUGCGACGGACAAACAGAUUGUGCUGAUGGAAGUGAUGAAUUAGGAUGCCCUAGUUGCGCCCGUGAUCAAUUUAGAUGUCAAAGUGGACAGUGUAUUGAUAAUUCCUGGGUCUGUGACGGUAUCGUUCAGUGUCAAGACGGCGGUGAUGAAGCUCACUGCUGUCAACCGGGUCAAUUUCGUUGUACACUGACCUCAGUUUGUAUUGCCGGUAAUACAUUGUGUGAUGGAUGGGAUAAUUGUGCCGACGGUAGCGAUGAAUCACCAGCUGUUUGUUCACCACCAAACAGACGUGACAUGGUCGGCUCUGCUGGAAUAGAAUCCGGUAAAAGCGCUUACAUAAUAGCUAUUCUUGUUGUUGUUGGUGUUGUCACAACUGCUGUACUAGGGUUUUAUUAUUGUCGUAAAAAAUUGGCUGGUAGUGAAGAACUACCGGAUAUUCUACAUGAUUCUGCAGGCGAUCCAUUAUCACCAAAGCCCGGCAGAUCCGGUAAACCAACGCUGGUUCAAAAGAAUGGAUCAAAAGAUCACAAAAACGGUUUGAAAACUGUCAGAAUGUCGACUCUGACGGGGAGUAUUGGCUCGGGCUACGAUCGAAGUCACAUAACAGGUGCAUCGAGUUCAACUAGAGGAAGUUCUGGUGGAGUUUAUCCACAAGAGACUUUAAAUCCUCCACCAAGUCCUGCUACAACAGCCAAUUCCACAAGAUGUUCAAGCAGCAAUGCAUCACGAUAUCGUCCUUACAGACAUUAUCGGAGUAUAAAUCAACCACCACCACCGACACCCUGCAGCACAGAUGUUUGUGAUGAAUCUGAUUGCAAUUAUCCAACGCGAUAUAGGUAUGAAAGUGAACCAUUUCCGCCACCACCCACACCUAGAUCUGUGUAUCACAGUGACGCCGGUAUCAGCUGUCCUCCGUCGCCUAGCUCAAGAUCCUCGACUUACUUCAGUCCUCUACCACCUCCUCCCUCACCUGUACCAUAAAUGAUCAAACAAUUCGGUGCUUCCAUUCGUAGUACUCUAGGCUAAUAUUUAAGACAACUAAAAAUUACGAGCUUCAUAUCAAUUCAAAGUAUAUUAGAUGUGAUAGUUUACAUCACUUGGUUAUUUAUUAAUUUUUAAAGUUACUUUUUUUUUUCAACUUUAAUAUUUGAGGGAAGAAAAAUGAUGUUUUAGUAUUUAGAUUUCAAUGACGACGGUGCUAGAUAUUUUUUAAAAAUGCGCGAGGGCAUUGAUCACAGCCACGUAAUGAAGUGCAAAUAUUUGUUUUAUAGUUUUUUUUUUAUUUUUUUUUACACAUGUACAAAGUUAAUGCCUCUGUGCCUGAAAAAAAAAAAUUCGCGACCAAAACUUUGCAAAUAAAAAGCAAAUUUGUCCAUGGUACUGUAAAUAUAGACGCAUAUGUAUAUAUAUUAUAUAUAUAUAAUUACUAAUUGCUAAGUAAAAAUAAUUAGAACUUUUUUUUUGUAAGGAUAUUAAUAAAUGAAUACCAUUGUAUAGAAUGGAGUAUUUGACGUUUAUAAAUUAAAAAAAAAAAAAACGAAAUCGUGUUCUUAUAACGCGAGUUUUUUUGUUUACUAUAAAAGCCAUUAAUUAUUUUUUUUAAAAUCUAUACUCCGUUAAUUGUGAUACAAAGUAUGUCGUUUUAAUUUUUUUAAUAAUUAUAAGAGAGAAUUUAGAUUUUAUCUUUUUUAUUUUACCUGACGUGGCAUCUGACCAAAGGCUGCUUCGAGUAAAUAUUAAUUUUAUUAUUAUAAUUAUUAACAAAUACAAAGAUAAUUAUUUGAUUUAAUUAUUUAUAAGAAUAUAUAAUAUAAUUUUAAAAUUACUAUUAACAAAAGAAAAUUUUUUUUCUUGCUGUACAACGAAGUACAUGAAGGUACAAACGCACAUGAAAGUUUUCCAUUUAAAAAAUAUAAUUCCUGAUAUUUAUUGUUACUUUAUGUACAGUAUAUAAAAUCCUGUUUUUUAAUUAUAUAUUGUUUCACUUACGAUUGUGUGCCAUAAUCGUUGAUAAUAAAACCAUGUAUUAUAUUAAUUUAUCAUAUUUUUUUUAAAAUCCCAUAAUUAUAUUUUACAAUACAGUAGAUUUCAUUUUUCAUUUUAUAUUAUUGUAUAUUAAAGUUUAUUGUAAAAUAUAAUAAUGCGAUUUUUAAAUAUUAUUUAUAAUAAUUAGGGGUGUGCAAAUCAUGUUCAAAUUUAACGUAAUUAUUUUAAUCUAAUAAUUAUAGUUUCCGAAUUAUCUGAAAAUUUUUUUAAGGAAAAAAUUCUAAUCAGAUUUUAAAUAUUCAAUUUUUUAUUCAAGGGAGAGAUUAAUUUUUUUAGUAACCAACAGUAAUUAUUUCAUACCCAAGUAGCACAGAACAACUUUAAGAUGUCUUGAGAGGAUGUGCCAUCUAUUCUCUUUUUCACACACAUGUGAACGAACGGAACUGUCCUUGUUGUACUUACAUUAGCAAAUAGAAAUUUCAAAUGAGCCGUUCUCAGAUAUAAACUGCAAUUUCCGAACGAGAAACAUUUCAUUCGAUGAAUAAUAAGUUUACGCAUCGAAUGACAUAUUUCGUUUAAUAAUUUGGGUCUUAACUGUAAAAGCGGUUCAUUUGAAAAUCACCUGGUACACUCUCUGAAAGAUGUCUUUUAAAAGGACAAGACAAAGUUUUUUUUGUUCCAAAGUCAUCUUUUUUGGUAUAAAUACGACAUGCAAAUGUUGGUUCUGAAGACAGAGAAGAAUUGUGUCGUUUUUCCUGUCUCAUUUCAAUUAAAAAGUCAUUUAGAUUACUUAUUUUACCACUAUUCGUAAUUUACUUUUCGUCGUCACUUGUGUUAAGUCAUUUAAGCAGACAUAUUUUCGAUGAUAUAAUUAUCUGAUCGUUUUAUCAACAUAUUGCUGCCUUUUCGAUAAGUCAAAAAGCAGCCUAAAAACUGACAUCUUAUAGAUGUCACAAAGGCAAGUGUGCUCCUUGGGUAGUUUCGUGUCAGCUCUUUUUAUCCCUGCAAAAAUUUGAAUUAUCGGAAAAAAUAUUAAAAUUUAAAGUCCUUCUAAAGAAAAUUUAUGAUACUGAAGUUAGCAGACGAAUCAUUUUUGGAUUUUUUUUUAGACGAUAAACUAUAAAAAACAAAUAUUUGAAAAAACUGCACCUUUAGUUUUUUAAAUUUUCUGCAUGUGCAUAUUUUUAGUUUUGUUUUUAGCAAUUGAUUUUUUGAAAAAAAAAAUCCGAAAAUUACUAAUUGUCUGCUAACUUCAGGAUCAUGAAAAUUUACAAAUCAUUUUGAAAAUUUGAAUUAUUCGAUUUGAUUCGAUACAAAUAAUUCAUAAGUUCGAACUGUUCGCACAUCCCUAAUAAUAAAUUUUAUAGUUAAGACUAAAAUAUAAAACGUUUUAACAUUUGGCACUGCCAAGUAAUUAUAGAUCGCCUUUAAGUAGUAAUAAACUCGAUCAAAUCACUGAUUGCAUUGAGCAUCCAAGACUGAAUGAAUAAAAAAAAAAUUAAUUAAUUAAUUAAUUACUAGCAUUUUUCACUUUUUAUCAUAAACAUAGGUGACAAUAUUUCGUAUUAUCCUGUGUAAUGUAACAUAUUUGUACAAAAAUAACAU